Messenger RNA from Lampris incognitus (smalleye Pacific opah), 1529 nucleotides. RefSeq names its product mitochondrial methionyl-tRNA formyltransferase (gene mtfmt). The record is from RefSeq and is a predicted model, not a curated record. Bases 230 to 1513 code for a protein of 427 amino acids. Gene Ontology annotation, molecular function: methionyl-tRNA formyltransferase activity. The transcript has 9 exons. Gene Ontology annotation, cellular component: mitochondrion. Gene Ontology annotation, biological process: biosynthetic process; conversion of methionyl-tRNA to N-formyl-methionyl-tRNA. NCBI's taxonomy places the organism in Eukaryota, Metazoa, Chordata, Actinopteri, Lampriformes, Lampridae.
GGACGCGGUGAGCUGAGGUCCGGUUGCCAGGACGUAGUCCGGGUUUGGAGACGGUCAGAACAUGGUGGGUGUUGGACAGAAGAGCUAAGAGGCGCUCUGGUCCCGCUUACUUCUCACCGAAUCAGCACCGCCGCUUGUAGAACCCCUGCGCGCGCUGCUGCUGCCGCGGCUUCACGUGGGCCAUGGGUGACCUCCGCCGGUGUGCGCCGGACUCGUGACGGUGCUGAAGAUGUGGACCGAUCCCCGUCUGGUUUGUCUGCAGGUCUUCUGCAGCAGUCUCCGCAGCUGUUGUGUGAAGAGACGCGUGGUUGUUGGACUGCGGAGGAAGGAAGUGGACAUCCAGCAUCCAAGAUGCUGCAGACCAGCCUCACACCACAGCUGUCUGCUGUACACGAGACCCUACUCAACACCCGGACCCCCCCGGAGGUCAACACCCGGACCCCCCCGGAGGUCAACACCCGGACCCCCCCCGAGGUCAACACCCGGACCCCCCUGGAGGGUUUUAUUUUUUGGCACAGAUCAUUUUGCCGUGGAAUCCCUAAAGCGUCUGACAUCUGCCAGGAGUUCCAGUGAAAGGAUAGUGGAAUCACUUGAAGUUGUCUCUCUAUCCAGUGACACCCAAGUGAAAAAAUUUGCUGACCAGAACCAACUCCCAGUGCACCCAUGGCCCCCUGGUGAUGUGUAUGGGAGGUUUGAUGUUGGAGUUGUGGUGUCUUUUGGCUGUUUGCUCCGGGAGAGUCUAAUCAACCAGCUUCCACAUGGGAUUCUGAAUGUCCACCCCAGCCUGCUCCCAAGGUGGCGAGGCCCAGCCCCUAUUUUCCACACUAUCCUGCAUGGAGACACUGUAACAGGAGUCACCAUCAUGCAGAUACACCCCAGGAGGUUUGAUGUAGGUCCCAUUCUCCACCAGACUGUCUAUCAGGUUCCAGAGAACUGUACUGCAGAUCAGCUGGGAGCUACUCUGGCCACUGAGGGCGCACAGCUGCUGAUUGAAACUUUGAAGACACUUCCUGAGAGAAUCGCAAACAGACGGGAGCAAGGUGAGACAGGCGCAACAUUAGCCCCCAAAAUUAGAAGUUCUUUGAGCUGGAUAGUGUGGGAGGAGCAGACUUGUGACCAGAUCAGUCGUCUCUAUCGUGCUAUUGGAUCCCGGAUUCCACUGAGAACUAUUUGGAUGGGCAAGACAAUAAAACUUAUGGACUUUGUUGGGAAUUGUCAAGUUUCUAUAUCAGGUCACGGGAGUGCACCCAUCCCAGGCUCAGUUAGAUAUCUGAGAGAGAGAAAUACCUUGGCUGUCUGCUGUAAGGAUGGCUGGGUGGGGUUUAAGGCAGUGGUGCUGAAGAAAAGACUAUCAGCAGCAGAUUUCUACAAUGGAUACCUGCACCAAAGUAGAACGAAGAAGCCUUCCCAUCAGAAUCAGGAGUGCCGGUUUCUCAGUAACAGAACUGAAGCGUACCAAAUGACAGAAUGCACUGACACGAGAGCACACCAUCCCAUGACUUGUACCACGUAGGCCAUGAAAUGCUAUU